Molecule: messenger RNA, 1512 nt
Organism: Aspergillus puulaauensis
Lineage: Eukaryota; Fungi; Ascomycota; Eurotiomycetes; Eurotiales; Aspergillaceae
Exons: 1
Coding region: 1-1512 (503 amino acids)
Source: RefSeq, a predicted model, not a curated record
AUGCCCGCCUCUCUCGCCAGCCUCAGCCCUGAGCUCAUCGAUAUCAUCGUGUGGAAUCUGUUUAUCCUCGACAUUGAUGCCUCAUUGGCCCCCUAUGCAACAAUAUCGCACCCAUUCCAGGUUGCCGUGGAACGGAUUACCUUUGGCAGGGUAUACGUCCCCAGUGGCAGCCACCAACAACUGUGCGAAAUCGGCGCCCAUCCAUGGCGCAAAAGAUCGCUGCGGUCACUUGCAUACGAUAUAGACCUGCCCCGAUAUCCGACUUCCCGUCGCUACAAGAAGGAACGACGCAAGGAACACGAGGCUAACCUUGUCGCGUUCCACGAGGGCUUGACGACGCUGUGGAACGAACUUUCCACCUGGAAAGACAAGACACCCACGAUCGAACUCCAUCUGCUUGUGGAGUCCAAGACAGACCAGUUCGAAGAUGAGGUGUUUGGCCGAGAAUCUCAAGAAUAUCGGUGGCUUUACCCGAACCACAGCUUGACUAUUGAUAGCGAAAGGGUGACGCUCCCUACCCUGGAUUGUGCCAGUAGUUUCAUGGUUUCUGGUGGCCGGCGGAUCCAUCCCACAGCAUUAAAAGAUAUCUUCCUGACCUUACCCAAUCUGCGUGAGCUGAAUUUGACACUACCGCCUGUUCUUGCCCGCUAUAAAGCCUCGUGGGCAGAGUACAGGGCUGACUUGGCCAAGGCGCUGGAGGCUCCAACCCUGCAGAAGCUAGAGGUCCUGGCCCUAUCCAUGCAAGACUCGGCUCCGGAAAACCAUGACUAUAACAUAGCACUAUCAGAGGACCCGUCCUAUCCAAACGGGGACGUGCUGAGCCAUACAAUACGCAAGUUAGCCCAGCGAAGCCUCCAGGUACUUAUUAUGGGAGGCUCAUGCGUUAUUUCGCCGGCACUAUGGAGCACAGGACAGGGUGUUACAGAAUUUCCCUACCUCACUGAGCUGGACGUGGACAUGACCAUCACAACUUAUGACGGCCGGUGGUAUUACACGGGGGAUCCUGCAGCGACUGCCCCCACAGAGCUUGACCCAAUGGACGAAUUUGAGAUGGCAGCCGAUGUAGAGUCCGAGUCCGAGUCAACCAAUCCCGAGAUGUACGACCGGGAAAUAGAUGAGGUACGCGCUGCAUUCUUCAACGGCAAUAUCCCUUACCUCUGGAGACAGAACCCAGACCCUGAAAUGUACAACCCGUUGGUUCGAAGCCUAGUAGAAGCGACACUUGGUAUGCCGCAGCUGAAAUAUCUAAGUGUCACGACCAAAGGAGGCCCGGAAUAUAUUCACGGCCGUGAUGUCGAGAUUCAGCUUCAUUCCCCCGAGUUCGCCGAGAUGAAUCUGCCGGACCUUGAGGGCGCUACUGGAGAACGGAAAAAGUGGACAUGGUCUAUUGAGCUCGACCGUGAGGUGUCGUGGGAUUUGCCAGCUGAUAUACAGGAGACGAUGAAGAAGCGAGUGGGUGAAGACGGGCAGAUUCUCAUACACACGGAUGGGAAGGUACUUCAUCAGAUGUAA